AAUGUAGUCUGCGCAUGUGCAAGAGUGGGACGCGUUGGUUUCUGCUUUUACGUGUUUUGACCUUAGGUCCUGCCGUACCGUCCAGGUGGCGAGUUACUUUGUGGUUCCGUUGUGUGUGUGCGGUGAGCUGACUGUGCUCCACUUUAUCCGCGGGCGCUAGAGCCACCAUGAACCGCUACACCUUCGCGGCGGGCGAGCGGCUGGUGUCGCCAGCUUACGUGCGACAGGGCUGUGAGGCCCGCCGCACGCAUGAGCACCUCGUACUGCAACUUCUGGAGAAGGGCAAGUGUCCAGAGGAUGGUUGGGAUGAAAGUACGCUUGAGCUCUUUUUACAUGAACUUGCAAUCAUGGAUAGCAACAAUUUCUUGGGCAAUUGUGGUGUGGGAGAAAGGGAAGGGAGAGUGGCAUCUGCAUUAGUUGCUCGACGUCAUUACAGGCUCAUUCAUGGCAUUGGACGGUCUGGUGAUAUUUCUGCUGUGCAGCCGAAAGCCGCAGGCUCGAGCCUUUUGAACAAAAUUACCAAUUCUUUGGUCCUGGACAUCAUAAAGUUGGCUGGUGUUCCUGCAGUGGCAAAUUGCUUUGUAGUUCCUAUGGCGACUGGUAUGAGUCUAACCCUGUGUUUUUUAACGUUAAGACACAAAAGACCAAAAGCAAAGUAUAUCAUAUGGCCACGAAUAGACCAGAAGUCCUGCUUUAAAUCCAUGAUCACUGCAGGUUUUGAACCCGUGGUGAUAGAAAACUUUUUAGAAGGGGAUGAGCUGCGCACAGAUCUGAAAGCAGUGGAGGCCAAAGUUCAGGAACUGGGGCCUGACUCCAUUCUGUGUGUUCACUCUACUACAUCCUGCAUCGCUCCACGAGUGCCUGAUAAAAUAGAAGAACUGGCUGUGAUUUGUGCUAAUUAUGGCAUUCCACAUAUAGUCAACAAUGCUUACGGAGUACAGUCUUCAAAGUGCAUGCACCUCAUUCAGCAGGGGGCUCGAGUUGGUAGAAUAGAUGCUUUUGUUCAGAGUUUGGACAAAAAUUUUAUGGUUCCAGUAGGUGGCGCUAUAAUUGCUGGCUUUAAUGAUUCCUUCAUUCAGGAAAUCAGCAAAAUGUAUCCAGGAAGAGCAUCGGCCUCCCCUUCUUUAGAUGUCCUUAUUACCUUGCUAUCACUUGGAUCAAAUGGUUAUAAGAAACUGUUAAAAGAAAGAAAGGAAAUGUUUUCAUAUUUGUCUGACCAACUAAAGAAAUUGUCGGAAGCCUACUGUGAAAGACUGUUGCAGACACCUCACAAUCCCAUAUCAUUAGCUGUGACACUUAAGACACUAGAUGCACAGCAUGACAAAGCUGUCACUCAGCUUGGCUCAAUGCUUUUUACCAGACAGGUUUCUGGUGCCAGGGUUGUGCCUCUUGGGUUUGUGCAAACUAUGAGUGGCCACACUUUUAGAGGCUUCAUGUCCCAUGCAAACGACUACCCCUGUGCUUACCUCAACGCUGCAGCAGCUAUCGGAAUGAAGACGCAGGAUGUAGACUUGUUCAUAAAGAGACUUGACAAGUGUUUAAAGACAGUAAGAAAAGAACAAAAUAAAGAGAGUGACGUACCUGGAGUUGACAAAAACAAUAAAACUGAAAAUGUGGAUAUUGAAGAAAUGGCUUUAAAACUAGAUAAUGUGCUUCUUGACACAUACCAAGAUACUUCUUCAUGACCUGUGAAGGACUUCCUUUUGUAAUUUGAAAAAAAUGAUGCAGCUACAGUACAGGCAGGCACUUUUAAGGUAGGACUUGAGAUUGUUGAAUUGAGAAUUUUGUGGAGACUAUUUAAUCGAAGUAGGCUGUGGUCUGAGCCCUUGAUGAUUGUUAUGUGUUUUAGUGUUGGACUCCCUAAAUCCUUAUGACCCGUAACGAGUUAUAAUAUACAGUUAGAUUUUCUUCUGAUUGUGAGAAUAUUUGUCAACUAAGCACCAUGAGUCAAAUAAUUCAUACUAAUACAAUGACUGUAAAUUUACCCCUAA
Heterocephalus glaber (naked mole-rat) is the source of this 1991-nucleotide messenger RNA. It is a transcript of the gene Sepsecs, whose product is annotated as Sep (O-phosphoserine) tRNA:Sec (selenocysteine) tRNA synthase. The record is from RefSeq and is a predicted model, not a curated record. Gene Ontology annotation, molecular function: tRNA binding; O-phosphoseryl-tRNA(Sec) selenium transferase activity. Gene Ontology annotation, biological process: selenocysteine incorporation; conversion of seryl-tRNAsec to selenocys-tRNAsec. NCBI's taxonomy places the organism in Eukaryota, Metazoa, Chordata, Mammalia, Rodentia, Bathyergidae.